AUGUCAUCCCUUCGAAAUGUAGUCAAGCGUCGUGAGCAUAAGGAACGUGGACAGCUACGUGAACGUCGUAAAUUGGGUCUACUUGAAAAGCAUAAAGAUUAUGUAAAGCGUGCACGUGACUACAAUCAAAAGCAAAAAUAUCUAACCACAUUGCGACUAAAAGCAGCACUACGCAAUCCCGAUGAGUUUGAUCGUCGUAUGGUUAAUACAAGGACAGAGAAUGGUGUGCACGUGUCAACACAUAAUCAUGUUAAGCAGGUGGAUACAGAGGCGUUACGUACAUUAAAGACGCAGGAUCUGGCGUAUUUGCACAUGAAGCGAGCUAUGGACCUGCGCAAAGCUGAAAAACUUAACCGAGGGCUGCACUUUGUAGAUGCAUCGAAGACAAACAAGCACAUUGUCUUUGUUGACAAUGAACAGCAAGUGGAAACGUUCGACGUGGCGCAGCACUUUGAUACAGUGCCGGAACUAGCAAAUCGAGCGUUUAACCGCAUACGUAAGCGGGAUUUAGAAACGGUGGAGUUGCCCGACUUUGCAGCUACUCGGAAGCAGAAAUACAAGAUGCAGGUUGAGAAGGACGCGAUGUACAGAGAGAUGAGAGACCGUUUGACACGCGCCAAAAAGAUUGGACUCAUGAGUGCCAAACUGGAUUUGGAACGUAAAGUGCAGGCCAAAGGCAAGAAGAUGAAGGUGAAGAAUGCCGAAAACGGACUGCCCGCGGUGUAUCGCUGGAAGCAGCAACGACAAAAGUAA
This is a messenger RNA of Peronospora belbahrii, 753 nucleotides long. NCBI's taxonomy places the organism in Eukaryota, Oomycota, Peronosporomycetes, Peronosporales, Peronosporaceae. The record is from the annotation of a GenBank genome assembly.